AUGGAAGACCAAUGGUGCAACCAUCAAAGAGCAGAGAGUUUUCCACUCCCAGUUAUACUCUACCUAGUUUGCACAUCAGUUGAGGCUGUUGUUGGGAUGUCCUUGAACGCUUUCAUUGCUGUAGUGAAUUGCAUUGAUGGGAUGAGAAAUGGACACCUGAAAUCCAUUGAUAAAAUCUUGACUGCUUUUGCUGUCUCCAGAUGUUUCUACAUGUUCUUGCUGGUUGUCAAGAUUUUCUGGAUAGCAUUCUUUCCUUGGAUAUUUGAAGACACAAGCUUAUACCAAACAUACAAAGCUACAAUGUGGUUUCUAAAUUGUACCAACCUCUUCUUCACUGCCUGCCUGUGUACAUUUUACUGUGCAAAGAUUGCUAACUUCCAGCACUACAUUUUCUUCCUCCUGAAGACGAGAAUCUCCAGAUUGGUACCCUGGAUGCUUCUGGCUUCUUUGCUUGGAUCAUUGGCAACUACGUCACCUUUCUUCAAAGAAAUUUACAUCUUUACAUGCCAAAACUAUAACAGCCAUCUUGCAAGCCGGUUUUGCGCCAUCAUUCUAAAUGCAUGCCCUUCCGUGCAAUCUAGCCUCUUGAUUUGGGGAAAUCCUAAACUGAAAAGGGAAUUCAGUAGAGUUGUGCAUUAUAUCUGUAUAGAAUGA
Lacerta agilis (Sand lizard) is the source of this 654-nucleotide messenger RNA. Its product is annotated as taste receptor type 2 member 40-like. Gene Ontology annotation, molecular function: bitter taste receptor activity; G protein-coupled receptor activity. Gene Ontology annotation, biological process: detection of chemical stimulus involved in sensory perception of bitter taste; sensory perception of taste; G protein-coupled receptor signaling pathway. Gene Ontology annotation, cellular component: membrane. The transcript is spliced from 3 exons. Lineage: Eukaryota; Metazoa; Chordata; Lepidosauria; Squamata; Lacertidae. The record is from RefSeq and is a predicted model, not a curated record. Bases 1 to 654 code for a protein of 217 amino acids.